CCAUGACAUCUCAACACCUCUGUUUUCAUACUCAGAGUCCGGCCCUCACUCACUAAUCUGAGUUGACAAGAUGUGUGAUGACGAAGAGACCACUGCUUUGGUGUGUGAUAAUGGGUCGGGUCUGGUGAAAGCCGGGUUUGCGGGAGAUGAUGCACCACGAGCCGUGUUUCCUUCCAUCGUUGGUCGCCCACGUCACCAGGGAGUCAUGGUUGGUAUGGGCCAGAAGGACUCAUAUGUCGGAGAUGAGGCCCAGAGCAAAAGAGGUAUCCUGACCUUGAAGUAUCCCAUCGAGCACGGCAUCAUCACAAACUGGGACGACAUGGAGAAGAUCUGGCACCAUGCGUUUUAUAAUGAGCUGCGAGUUGCCCCUGAGGAGCAUCCCACCCUGCUCACAGAAGCCCCUCUCAACCCUAAGGCCAACAGAGAAAAGAUGACUCAGAUCAUGUUUGAGACUUUCAAUGUCCCUGCCAUGUAUGUGGCUAUUCAGGCAGUGCUGUCACUGUAUGCAUCUGGGAGAACCACAGGUAUUGUCCUGGACUCUGGUGAUGGUGUAACCCACAACGUACCGGUUUAUGAAGGUUACGCUCUUCCUCAUGCCAUCAUGCGUCUGGACUUGGCUGGUCGUGACCUCACAGACUAUCUCAUGAAGAUCCUAACAGAGAGAGGAUACUCUUUUGUCACAACUGCUGAGCGUGAGAUUGUACGCGACAUCAAGGAGAAGCUUUGCUACGUGGCUCUGGACUUUGAAAACGAGAUGGCCACCGCAGCCUCCUCUUCAUCCCUGGAGAAGAGUUACGAGCUGCCUGACGGCCAGGUCAUCACCAUUGGGAAUGAACGUUUCCGUUGCCCAGAGACCCUCUUCCAGCCCUCCUUUAUUGGCAUGGAGUCUGCUGGUAUUCAUGAAACCACCUACAACAGCAUCAUGAAGUGUGACAUCGACAUUCGUAAGGACCUGUACGCAAACAACGUCCUCUCUGGUGGGACCACCAUGUAUCCUGGUAUUGCUGACCGCAUGCAGAAAGAGAUCACUGCUCUGGCCCCCAGCACCAUGAAAAUCAAGAUUAUUGCCCCCCUGAGAGGAAGUACUCUGUGUGGAUUGGUGGCUCCAUCCUCGCGUCUCUGUCCACCUUCCAGCAGAUGUGGAUCAGUAAGGAUGAAUAUGAUGAGGCCGGACCGUCUAUAGUCCACAGGAAGUGCUUCUGAGGAACUAAUUUUCUUUCUCUAAACACCCUCUAUUAUCUUCCCAGCAAUUUAUGUAUCUUGUCAAAAUCUAUGUUUAUGUAUUUGGAAUUUUUUGCAGGAUAUGUAUAUAUUUCAAAAUAAAUCAUUUUUCAGAA
Poeciliopsis prolifica (blackstripe livebearer) is the source of this 1337-nucleotide messenger RNA. RefSeq lists its product as uncharacterized. Bases 71 to 1183 code for a protein of 370 amino acids. The transcript is spliced from 7 exons. The record is from RefSeq and is a predicted model, not a curated record. Lineage: Eukaryota; Metazoa; Chordata; Actinopteri; Cyprinodontiformes; Poeciliidae.